AUGAGCGCCAACACUACCCUCACGGCUGCUUCGGCAGAGCAGAGCAGCGCCAACAGCAAGGUGAACGGCGGCGCCGGUGCCGGCGCGCUCAUGCCCACCACCCCGAUGCCAACGUCCGCCGAACUCCACCUCUCCAAAUCCGGCAGCAAAUCCUUCAAUAUACCGUCAACCGGACGCUCGGGUCAGAAGCGCGGUGGUCGGCGGGAGUCGCUGGUGGCGCCGCCGCCGCCGCCGUGGUGCUCGGCUCCGGAGAGGAUACGUGGAGGUGGCGACCGGGCGGCCGCCACGGAGCGGCCCCCGCAGCCGGUGUGCUGGGUGGAGAUUUCGGAGUCCGUCUCACGGCUCUGCAGCUUCGACGCCGCUGGUAGUGGUGGCGGUAGCAUCUCUGUAAAAGUUAUUCAGGAUUCUAGACCUUUACAUGAUAAAGUUGUUGAUUCUUUCUUGAACAAGUUUUUUCCAUCAGGUUAUCCAUACAGUGUGAAUGAGGGUUACUUAACUUAUACCAGAUUCCGAGCACUACAGCAUUUCUCUAGUGCUAUGCUACAUGUGCUGUCAACACAGUCCUUGCUUUUUGCUGCAGGUUUGCGACCUACCCCGGCACAAGCAACUGCUGUAAGUUGGAUUCUAAAAGAUGGAAUGCAGCACGCAGGAAAGCUCAUUUGUAGCAGCAUGGGGGCAAGAAUGGAUUCUGAACCAAAGAGUUGGAGGAUACUUGCUGAUGUUCUCUAUGAUCUUGGUACUGCCUUGGAAGUCGUUUCACCUCUGUGCCCACAGCUUUUCCUUGAAGUAGCAGGCUUGGGAAAUUUCGCAAAGGGAAUGGCCGUUGUUGCAGCAAGAGCAACAAGGCUUCCAAUUUACUCUUCUUUUGCCAAAGAAGGCAACCUUAGUGAUUUAUUUGCUAAAGGGGAAGCCAUCUCAACACUUUUCAAUGUCAUGGGAAUAGGAGCUGGAAUUGGAUUGGCAUCUACUGUUUGUUCAACAACUCAAGGGAAGUUAAUUGCAGGCCCGUUACUUUCCGCAGUGCAUAUAUACGGAGUUGUCCAAGAGAUGAGAGCAACUCCUGUAAACACACUCAACCCACAAAGAACAGCAAUGAUUGUGGCUGAUUUUAUUAAGAGUGGAAAGGUUUCUAGCCCAGCUGAGCUAAGAUACAGAGAAGAUCUUCUGUUUCCUAACCGAGUUAUAGAAGAAGCUGGAAGUGUGAAGAUCGGACAGCCACUCCGCAGAGUCUUGAGUCCGAGGCUCGUUGAGCAGCUGAGGGCAAGUUUCCCAGACGAGAAGUUUUUGCUUACCCAAAAAAGCAACAAGACAUACAUGGUUCUUGAGCAAAGCGCGAGCGGAGAGGACGCGUUAAGGGGGUGGCUGGUUGCCGCAUUUGCUUCAGAGAUGGAGAGGUCAGGCAUCGGUUCACGUGACGCGGUUCUGAACGAAGCCUAUGAGAAGACGAAGAGGGUCUUCCCCGCUUUUGUAUCAGAAGUUAGGAGUAGAGGGUGGUACACAGAUCAGUUUUUGGAUGGGAACGGUAGUCGAGUUGCUUUUGCAAAGUCUCAGUAG
Molecule: messenger RNA, 1554 nt
Organism: Miscanthus lutarioriparius
Lineage: Eukaryota; Viridiplantae; Streptophyta; Magnoliopsida; Poales; Poaceae
Source: the annotation of a GenBank genome assembly